UCGAAUGGACGCGACGCAUCGCGAUACCGAUACUUAGCAGGAUACCGAGCAUCCCGUGUCUUGGAGCACGCGCGUCGUCGUCGACGUCGACGUGGUCGUCGUGCAACAACCACCCGGCGCGAUGGCGAACACCGGGGUGUUGCCGUUCGUGCGAGGCGUGGACUUCAGCAGCAACGACUUCGGCGAUGGCAAAUUUCCAGAAUCUAUGCGUCUCAUGACUGGAAUACAAUGGUUGAAAUUAGACAAAACAAAUUUGACAGAGAUUCCAGAGGAGAUGGGCAAAUUAUUGAAAUUGGAACAUCUGUCACUUGUCAAAAAUAAGUUGGAACGCUUAUAUGGAGAAUUAACAGAAUUGGGAUGUCUCAGGACGUUGAACAUAAGACAUAAUAAUAUAAAAUCUAGUGGUAUUCCAGCAGAAUUAUUUCACUUAGAGGAAUUGACAACAUUAGAUUUAAGUCAUAAUAAUUUGAAGGAGGUACCUGAAGGCCUAGAGAGAGCACGUUCUUUGCUCAAUCUUAACUUAAGCCAUAAUCAUAUCGAGACUAUACCAAAUACACUGUUUAUCCAUUUGACAGAUUUAUUGUUCUUAGAUCUUAGCCACAAUAAAUUAGAAACAGUACCACCACAAACUCGACGAUUGGCUAAUCUACAAACUUUAAAUUUGAAUCAUAAUCCUUUGGGUCAUUUCCAAUUAAGACAACUGCCAUCAUUGAUGAAUUUAACAACAUUACAAAUGCGGAACACACAACGAACAUUGAGUAAUAUACCUUCUAGUCUAGAAACCUUAACCAAUUUACAAGAACUUGAUUUGUCACAAAACAAUUUACCUCGAGUGCCUGAUGCACUUUAUUCUUUAUCAAAUUUACGUCGUUUAAAUCUCAGUGACAAUCAAAUAAUGGAACUAUCAACAGCAAUUGAACUUUGGAUGAAAUUGGAAACUUUGAAUGUAUCACGAAACAAAUUAAGUGCAAUUCCAGCUUCUCUAUGCAAGAUUUCUACAUUAAAAAGAUUGUAUUUAAAUGAUAAUGAAUUAGAUUUUGAGGGUAUACCUUCUGGAAUAGGAAAAUUAUCAUCUCUACAAGUAUUCUCUGCUGCUAACAAUCAUUUAGAAAUGAUACCAGAAGGAUUAUGCAGAUGUGGUGCAUUAAAGCAAUUAAUAUUAACAUCAAAUCGUUUAAUCACUGUACCAGACGCUAUUCAUCUUCUUACUGAUCUAGAACAGUUAGAUUUACGAGACAAUCCAAAUUUAGUGAUGCCACCAAAACCAACAGAAGUACAAAGGGGUUCGGGCAUCGAAUUUUAUAAUAUCGACUUCUCAUUGCAACAUCAAUUGCGUCUUGCUGGUGCUAAUGUACCAGUUCCAGUUCAAGCUGCUAACAGUAAAGAUCCAAUUGCACGUAAAAUGAGGUUGAGAAGAAGAAGAGAUCAGGAAGAGGCUGAUCAAGAUCAAGCUAAGAUACUUAAAGGCAUGAAAGACAUAGCAAAGGAGAAAAAUAAAGAUAAAGAAUGUGAGGAAUCAAAAGCAGAAUCCUUAAAGCCCAAGCGAUGGGAUGAAGCUUUAGAAAAACCACCACUAGACUACUCCGAAUUUUUUGACGAAGAUGCUGGUCAAAUACCCGGGCUAUCGGUUUGGGAAAUAGAAAAUUUUCUACCAAACGAGAUCGAGGAGGUAGCACACGGCAAGUUUUACGAAGGUGAUUGUUACAUCAUCUUAAAAACCGGGAUAGACGAGGGUGGGUCGUUGACCUGGGCAAUUUAUUUCUGGAUUGGAGAAAAGGCAACGUUGGAUAAAAGAGCGUGUGCGGCGAUCCAUGCUGUAAAUUUGAGAAAUUACUUGGGCGCACAAUGCCGAACAAUCAGAGAGGAACAGGGAGACGAAUCAGAUGAAUUUCUAAUGCUAUUCGAUUCGGAUAUUACAUACAUCGAAGGCGGGCGAACAUCGUCUGGUUUCUAUACGGUGGAGGAUACACCGGCAAUUACUCGUCUAUAUAGAGUACACGCGGCAGGAGCAUCUAUACAUUUGGAACCAGUUCCAGUCUGUAUUGAAUCUCUGGAUCCUGGUUAUGUAUUUGUUCUUGAUACAGGAAAUAAAAUAUUUAUGUGGUAUGGAAAGAAAGCGAAAAGCACGCUAAAAUCCAAAGCGCGACUGAUGGCGGAGAAAAUUAAUAAGAACGAACGAAAAAAUAAAGCCGAAAUUUUAACGGAAGUUAUGAACACCGAAUCAGAAGACUUCCUGCUACAUUUAGGCGUGGAAGAACAUGAACGGAAAAACCUGCAAAUUAUUGAACACGUAGAUCCAAAUUUUAUGCCUCUUACGCCUAGAUUGUAUCAAGUUCAACUUGGAAUGGGUUAUCUGGAAUUACCGCAAGUCGAAGUUCCUCACGGAAAAUUAACAAAUACCUUGCUGAAUAAUCGCAAUGUAUAUAUAUUAGAUUGUUAUUUGGAUGUAUAUGUUUGGUUUGGUAAAAAAUCAACAAGAUUAGUGCGCGCUGCUGCUGUAAAAUUAUCUCAAGAAUUAUUUAAUAUGAUAGAAAGGCCGGAAUAUGCAAUGGUAACAAGACUGCAAGAGGGCACUGAAUCACAGAUCUUUAAGUCUAAAUUUAUUGGAUGGGACGAAGUGAUUGCUGUGGAUUUCACUAGGACAGCUGAAUCGGUCGCUAAAACUGGAGCAGAUCUUACUAAAUGGGCUAAGCAACAGGAAACCAAAGCGGAUUUGGCUGCUUUAUUUAUGCCGCGACAACCAUUGAUGUCAGCUGCCGAAGCGCAUCAACUCAUGACGGAGUGGAACGACGAUUUGGAAGGAAUGGAAGCGUUGGUGUUGGAAGGGAAAAAAUUUGUUCGCCUGCCAGAGGAAGAAUUAGGACAUUUUUACAGUGCAGAUUGUUAUGUUUUCUUAUGUCGGUAUUGGAUGCCACUGGAUAUAACAGAGAACGAAGAUGGUGAAGAGCAAUACGAAGAUGAUUAUCAGUGUACAGUAUAUUUUUGGCAAGGUAGAGAUGCAGGAAAUAUGGGAUGGUUAACAUUUACAUUUAGUUUGCAAAAGAAAUUUAAAUCGUUGUUUGGUGAAAACUUGGAAGUUGUGAGAACACAUCAGCAACAAGAAAAUUUAAAAUUUAUGAGUUAUUUCAAGCGUAAAUUCAUCAUUCAUCAAGGCAAACGUAAACAGCCGAAACCUGCAGGAAGUAACAAAGUGGAGUUUUAUCAUCUGCGAAGUAAUGGAAGUGCCUUGUGCACUCGGCUUAUCCAAAUACCGGCAGAUUCAACAUUAUUAAAUUCUGCAUUCUGUUAUCUCUUAAAUGUGCCAUUCAACAAUUCUGAUGAAGGAACCGGUAUUGUAUACGCGUGGAUUGGGUCGAAAGCUGAUUCCGAAGACGCUCGUUUAAUCGGAGAAAUUGCAGAAGAAAUGUUCAAUAAUCCUUGGAUAAGUCUGCAAGUAUUAAACGAAGGCGAAGAACCAGAUAAUUUCUUUUGGGUAGCACUAGGAGGAAAGAAACCUUAUGACACUGAUGCAGAGUAUAUGAAUUAUACAAGACUAUUUAGAUGUUCUAAUGAGAAGGGAUACUUUACAAUUAGCGAAAAGUGCACUGAUUUUUGUCAAGAUGAUUUGGCAGAUGAUGAUAUAAUGAUCCUCGAUAAUGGAGAACAAGUGUUUCUUUGGUUAGGCACUCGUUGUUCGGAAGUCGAAAUCAAAUUGGCCUACAAAUCGGCUCAGGUAUAUAUUCAACACUUGCGCGUGAAGCAACCUGAGAAACCGCGUAAAUUAUUUUUAACUGCCAAAGGUAAGGAAUCUAAGAGAUUCACGAAAUGUUUUCAUGGUUGGGGUUUACACAAAAGACCACCACAGUAAAAUCGAGUCAGUUUUUACUCUACGCUUACCAUUUGGAAUAGUUUUAUACACAGGUAAAAUGAACACAAGCGCAACAUUCUUAGACUUGUAAUAUACCGCCAA
Messenger RNA from Camponotus floridanus (Florida carpenter ant), 3949 nucleotides. It is a transcript of the gene fliI, whose product is annotated as protein flightless-1. The record is from RefSeq and is a predicted model, not a curated record. NCBI's taxonomy places the organism in Eukaryota, Metazoa, Arthropoda, Insecta, Hymenoptera, Formicidae. Gene Ontology annotation, molecular function: phosphatidylinositol-4,5-bisphosphate binding; actin filament binding. Gene Ontology annotation, cellular component: cytoplasm; nucleus; actin cytoskeleton. The coding region runs from base 122 to 3847 and encodes 1241 amino acids. The transcript is spliced from 22 exons. Gene Ontology annotation, biological process: barbed-end actin filament capping; actin polymerization or depolymerization; myofibril assembly.